AUGCAAUGUAGUAUGGAUGCAGGGCGCAUCAAGUUCAGUUCACAUUUUCUUCACGCUCUUCUAAAACUUUGGUUCAUAUUGCGAGUAGUAGGCCCGCAGAUUUUGGCGAAUGCAGAGUUAGCCCAUAAGAUCCGCACCAACAACUCCCAACCUUCGGAUAAAAUGUCGCAAACGUACCACAGCACUGCCUGCAGAAUUAGACAGAUGGGACGUGACGAGACUCGUGUGUAUGUGGGUAAUCUGCCACCAGAUUGUAGGGAGAAGGAUCUUCAAGACAUCUUCUCCAAAUACGGAAACAUUCGUUUCAUCGAUAUCAAAUCCGGACGCGGACCAGCCUUCGCUUUCGUCGAGUUUGAAGAUUCACGAGACGCCGAAGAUGCAGUACGCGCUCGGGACGGCUAUGAAUUCGAUGGGUCUCGUAUUCGUGUCGAAUUCACCCGUGGACGUGGUGGUGGCCGCGGUGGGUUUGGUGGUCGCGGUGGUGGCUUCGGUGGCUAUAGCAAUCGUGGAGGCGGCUACGGAGGUUAUGGUGGUGGAGGAGGCUACAGUGGUGGUGGCGGCGGUCGUCGUGGUGGUGGUCCUCCCAAUCGUCGGACCAACUAUCGCGUCAUUGUGGAAGGCCUUCCGGCAUCCGGUUCCUGGCAAGAUUUGAAGGACCAUAUGCGAGAGGCAGGAGAAGUCUGUUAUGCGGACGUAUCUCGCGACGGUACCGGUACGGUUGAGUUUUUACGCCUUGAUGAUAUGAAGUAUGCUCUGAAGAAGCUCGACGACACAAAGUUCCGGUCGCACGAAGGAGAGACGGGAUACAUUCGCGUGCGUGAAGAUAACAGCAGUGGAGGUGGUGGCGGUGGAGGCAGUCGUGGCCGUUCUCGAUCACGCAGUCCUCGCGGUCGGGACUCACCGAAGUACAGUCCCCGACGUUCACGUUCGCAGAGUCGUUCGGCAUCACGCUCUCCGUCGACGAAAAUGGGACGGGACGAAACACGAGUUUAUGUGGGUAAUUUGCCUCCUGAUUGCCGUGAGAAGGACAUCGAGGACAUCUUCGCGAAAUACGGCAAGAUUCGUUAUGUCGACAUAAAAGGCGGUCGUGGACCUCUCUAUGCAUUUGUCGAAUUUGAAGAUCCACGCGACGCUGAGGACGCGGUCCAUGGACGCGAUGGCUACGAUUUCGACGGAUCUCGUAUCCGCGUCGAAUUCACCCGUGGAGCAGGUCCGCGUGGGCCAGGAGGUCGCCCCAUGAACGGUGGUGGUCGUGGCGGCUAUGGUGGUCGAGGAGGUGGCUUCGGAGGUUACGGUGGUGGUGGUCGUGGCCCUUCUGGCCGUAGCAACUAUCGCGUUAUCGUCGAAGGCUUACCAGCGACUGGUUCAUGGCAAGAUUUGAAGGACCAUAUGCGAGAGGCAGGAGAAGUUUGCUAUGCUGAUGUUACUCGUGACGGCAUUGGAACAGUAGAAUAUACUCGAUUUGAUGAUAUGAAAUAUGCCCUGAAAAAGCUUGAUGAUACAAAGUUCCGUUCUCACGAAGGAGAAACUGCCUAUAUUCGCGUGCGAGAAGACAGCAGUGGUGGUGGAUACGGAGGCAGUCGUGGUCGCUCUCGAUCGCGCAGUCCUCGCCGCCGAGAUUCGCCGAAGUAUAGCCCACGUCGUUCACGUUCUGCAUCAAGAUCCCCAUCGCGCUCGAAAAUGGUACGCGAGGAGACUAGAAUUUACGUCGGCAACUUGCCUCCAGAUUGUCGUGAGAGAGAUAUUGAGGAUAUCUUUUCGAAAUAUGGAAAGAUCCGUUUCGUGGAUAUAAAAGGUGGACGAGGACCUCUCUAUGCCUUCAUAGAUUUCGAAGAUCCUCGCGACGCCGAAGAUGCUGUUCGUGGCAGAGAUGGUUACGAUUUUGAUGGAUCUCGUAUUCGUGUUGAGUUCACCCGUGGAGUUGGGCCACGUGGUCCCGGAGGUCGACCUCUGAAUGGUGGUGGCGGCGGUCGUGGAGGGUAUGGGGGUUACGGCGGCGAUUUUGGUGGUCGCCGUGGUGGUCCCCCUAAUCGUCGUUCCAACUUCCGCGUCAUUAUAGAAGGUCUUCCACCGACCGGAUCAUGGCAAGAUCUCAAGGAUCAUAUGCGUGAGGCUGGAGAAGUCUGCUACGCCGAUGUCGCCCGUGACGGUACGGGUGUAGUGGAGUUUAUUCGCUAUGAUGACAUGAAGUAUGCUGUCCGAAAAUUGGACGACACAAAGUUCCGAUCUCAUGAAGGAGAAACAGGCUACAUCCGUGUUCGCGAAGACCCCAGUGUAAGUGGCGGAGGGUUCCGAGACCGCUCAAGAUCGCGCAGUCCUCGUCGAUCAUCUCCAAAAACUGCCAUGGGUCGUGAUGAUACACGUAUCUACGUUGGAAACCUACCACCGGAUGUUCGCGAGAAAGAUAUAGAAGACAUCUUUGCGAAAUAUGGAAAAAUUCGUUUCGUUGACAUAAAAGGAGGCCGUGGACCGCUUUAUGCUUUUGUUGAGUUUGAAGAUUAUCGUGAUGCUGAAGACGCUGUCCGUGGAAGAGACGGCUAUGAUUUUGAUGGAUGCCGCAUUCGUGUCGAGUUUACUCGAGGAGUUGGUCCUCGUGGACCAGGUGGCCGUCCCAUGAAUCCUGCUUACGCAAGGGAAUGGCCAACCCCGCGCCGCGGUGGACCUCCAUCACGACGUUCGAAUUUUCGUGUUAUUGUUGAGGGCCUUCCACCUACCGGAUCAUGGCAGGAUUUGAAGGAUCAUCUACGAGAAGCAGGAGAUGUUUGUUACGCUGAUGUUGCCCGCGAUGGGACAGGGGUGGCUGAGUUUACACGAUACGAUGACAUGAAAUAUGCUGUCCGCAAGCUCGAUGACACAAAGUUCCGUUCUCAUGAGGGCGAGACCGCAUACAUUCGUGUCCGUGAGGACAUAAGUGCCGCUCCAGAAGUCGAUCUCGCAGCCCUCGUCGCUCUUCACCGAGAUACAGCCCUCGUCGCUCGCGUUCGCGCAGCCGCUCACCGUCACGCUCUCCAUCUCGCUCGCGCAGUCGUUCGCCGCAGGAGUGACGGCCAACAGGAGAAGUCUUCCACUCCAACGAUCUUCGAUGACCAUUCGAAUGGUGAGCAGGUGUCACGAAAUGAAGUUAUACAAAGGGAAAGUUUUACAGUAGCAGAUUGUCCAGCCAGUACUGAUUGUGUCAGAUUGGAAUGGUGGACGAAUGAAAUAAAGGCGUUGAAUUUAUUCUGUGAUCCGACGGUUGACGCUUUUGGAAACCCGAAAUUUGUUUGCAAGAGUGACGUCUUCAUCCCCGUGGGACUGAAUAAUGUGGAGUGGAAGUACAGAUGCUGCAGUUCCGAUUACUGUAAUCUUUCAAGCAGUGGUAACAGCUUGUCUGGAUACUUUUUGCUCUUGCUGUUACUUAUGGUACUGUACGAAUUUGGAAAAUCGCUUCACAUGCUUGGGAUCUACUCUGAUGUAGCUUCUCAACAACAACAACAUCAUAAGGAUUCCACAUAUCCGCUGUAUUUCUCAGCAGACGACGGCUACUUCAAUCCACUGAUGGACUUUUCUAUAUAUGAAUUAUUAACACCGGAACAUCGUCUUCAGUUUCCUUCCAUAAUCUCUUCAUUCUUCAGUGAAGAGGGAGAAGCUGAUCGUCAGCAAGAAUGUCAUGCUGCUCGUCAACCCAUGCGACUUCAAGCGGCCAAUUUCCUCAAAAGUUCUGCUUCGCGACAUCGUGUUAUGGCAGCUCAAGAGCCAAUAACGACCAGCAAUACUAUGGACGCUCGUCAACCCAUGCGACUUCAAGCGGCCAAUUUCCUCAAAAGUUCUGCUUCGCGACAUCGUGUUAUGGCAGCUCAAGAGCCAAUAACGACCAGCAAUACUAUGGACGUUGAUACCGCUGAACAUUUGAGUUUGUUCGGGUCGAUAAAGCAGGGCAACGACACCUGCCAACUGCAGUCAGUGUGCGUUCCAAUUCCGCUCGACAACGGCGAUCCGCAAGUGGUGAUCUACCCGAAAUGCUACGAGGUUUGA
Messenger RNA from Haemonchus placei, 4014 nucleotides. NCBI's taxonomy places the organism in Eukaryota, Metazoa, Nematoda, Chromadorea, Rhabditida, Trichostrongylidae. The record is from the annotation of a GenBank genome assembly.